GCCUUGAAUUCUCCCCUCCCUGCCCUGAUCACCCCGGACAACAAAGGCCGCUUUGACUUGUCUCACUAAAGUAAAGAUCUAAUUACAUGGCCCAUGUGCAUUGAGCUAAAAAGUUGUGAUUGGCUGCUAAUAAAGUCAGUCAACUAUCAUUCACGCUGGACAGUAAGUGCUAUGGCAACUCACUCAGCAACCAGUGCCCAGCCACACAGACUCAUCCCUAUAUGUAGCUAGUGUGUGUACAUGCUCUAAGGACUGAACAGGCUGACAGAGAGCAAACAUGGCUCCAAAGAAAAAGACUGCAAAAAAGAAUCCAGAAAAAAGUGAAAAUGACUUGGAUGCAACAUAUAAGCGCAGUAUUCUGGAUAUAGCCGUCCUACAGGAUCACAUUGCUCUACAGUGUGAGUCUAUAAUAAAGGUCCAGUCUGAUAAAAAUGACCUGAGGAGACGCAUGAGAGACAUGGAGCAGAAGCUGCAGCAGGAGAGGCAAGACCACAGGGACAUUAACUCUGACCUCAGUCGCCAGUAUAAGACCAUGCAGACUGAGCUGACCAACAAGGUGAAAAGGCUGGAGGAGGACGUCAGCCAGCUCAAGGAAGAACUUGCCAUGUGUCAGGAGGAGCUGAGGAAAGGGAAAAGAGACCGUGAUCAGAUGGAACAGGAGAAGGAUGCCACUAUAGCUGACCUCCAACACAAGCUGGACAACAUGGAAAUCGACUAUGAGAGGGUCCUGCAUGAGACUCUAGACAGCCUGACCUCCCAGCUGUCUGUGGCUCAGCAGGGAUGGAAGGAUAAGAGCAUAGGCCUUCACCAAAAUUAUAAGGAACUGCUCUCUGAAUUUGGCCUAAAUGCGCUGGACUUCUAAAAGACCACUGGAAGCAGCUGUGAGACACAUUUGUUUAAUGUUGUAGCUACAGCUCAGUUGUGUCUGAUCAGAAUGUGUUUGGUUCAAAUGAAAGUGAUGUCCAUGACAGCAUUCAGCUUACAACUCACAGUUUAGUAUGCCUAACACACGGGUCAGCGUAUGAAACAAAAUGAGUUAAUACGAAUGCAUUGUUGCAAUUGUUCACUAUGCAGUGUUUGUAAUGUUGUGUAAUGCCCACUAGAUGUAGCAAAUGACUAUUUAUGGUGGCCAGAAUAGUUUAGAAACCCAGAUGUUUUUAGAGUGUUAUAUUAUGUACUGUAUUUGGUAUUUUAUAUGUGUAAAUACUGUACAAGGUAAACUUGUUAAGAAAGAUAUUUGUAAGUUGAAUAAAAGCAUCUGAGGGCUCCACUAACACAGUAUGAGAUCAGUGAGACUGGGUGACAGCAUGCACUACUCUACAUAAAUCACAGAAGGCUCAUAAUCCUACAGCAGGGGAGCAGAGUAGCAAAAACAGCAAUGUCAGUAACAUUGCUCAGGUUUUGUUUUAAGCUGUGGACCAGAGGCCAAAUAUGGCAACAGCCAGGAAAGCAAAAGGUGAAACUGCCUACAUAAACCACAUGGAUGUCGGAAUAGCCUAAGUAAUAUUACUAAACUGCAGUGUUUUUAAUUCAUCUCACAACUA
Molecule: messenger RNA, 1544 nt
Organism: Monopterus albus (swamp eel)
Lineage: Eukaryota; Metazoa; Chordata; Actinopteri; Synbranchiformes; Synbranchidae
Gene: drc12
Product: dynein regulatory complex subunit 12 homolog
Exons: 6
Coding region: 278-862 (194 amino acids)
Source: RefSeq, a predicted model, not a curated record